GUUGAUUUCUUUUUUUCUCGUCUCUGCGUCGUAAUUCGUUAUCAUUUACUCCGCCGUUUAAUCAAGUAAUGAAUAGCCAACUAGACCGACUCCAUGCACUGGUACCCUUCAGUUUUAGAUUUGCUUAUCGAAUGUCACGAUAUUUGAUGGCAGGUAAAGUAACUUUGUGUUGGCGCCUGUUUAUUAAUACUCAUUAUUCUAUACUUUGCAGGCCGAGCUAACCGGACAUGCUCUUAACGCAAAUGUGAUCGACCCUUCGCUGCCUAGGAAGGACGGCCCAGGCACCAGCCAGCUCAACUUUGGCAGUGCCAAACCUGUGGGCUGCAUUUUCCCCCAGAUGAAUGGAACCGACUAUAGUCGGAUCAACAUUCGACUCCGAAUGGCAGAGAACGGACUGCGAGGACAAGGGAACGGAGCUCUCGUUCCAGGGAGCCGAAAUGCAGAGGCAACCAUUGAAGAUGGACCAGGAGGGGAGGACGGACGGCGGUGCGACUUCUGCCGCCAAUCUUAUGGUGGCCACAGAACUACCAACACCAGACUCGAUUGAAGCACACUCUGGCGACAAAGUGGAUACCAUCGACCGUGACAGCCGCAGGGGUGAUGAUUCUCCCGAGACCAGCUUGUCGGACCCACACAAGCAGCAUAUGCACCAACCGGACAAGCAUCCGUGCCGCUUUUGUCCUCAGUCAAGCUCUUCCGCAGCGGGUAUCGCCAUCCACGAGAGGACACACACUGGAGAGAGGCCCUUCAGUUGCGGUGCCUGCGAGAAAACGUUCGUGCGAAAGUCUCACUUGACAGCUCACGAUAGAAUUCACACCGGUGAGAAGCCGUUCAAGUGCAACACGUGCAGCAGGGCGUUUACUCAGAAAUGCAGUUUGGCGGUUCAUGAGAGGACUCACACAGGAGAGAAGCCGUACAGGUGCGAGACCUGCAGUAGAGCCUUUGCGGCUUAUAGCAAUUUCCACACUCAUCGGAAGAUACAUCGCAAGUGAUCGAAACAGCGACGUGCAUCACAGUUGUGGUGGGGGUUUAAACGAAAUACUCGAGCACCGACGUACGUUCAUUUCGUUUGGCGAUAGACCUGCAGGAGUUCUACUUGCGAGCAGUGCAGGUUUCGAAUGGUUCGAAAA
Ixodes scapularis (black-legged tick) is the source of this 1130-nucleotide messenger RNA. RefSeq names its product zinc finger protein 2-like. Gene Ontology annotation, biological process: regulation of transcription by RNA polymerase II. Gene Ontology annotation, molecular function: RNA polymerase II cis-regulatory region sequence-specific DNA binding; DNA-binding transcription factor activity. The coding region runs from base 342 to 992 and encodes 216 amino acids. Lineage: Eukaryota; Metazoa; Arthropoda; Arachnida; Ixodida; Ixodidae. The transcript is spliced from 3 exons. The record is from RefSeq and is a predicted model, not a curated record.